This is a messenger RNA of Poeciliopsis prolifica (blackstripe livebearer), 2284 nucleotides long. RefSeq names its product ADP-ribosylation factor-like 16 (gene arl16). The transcript has 4 exons. NCBI's taxonomy places the organism in Eukaryota, Metazoa, Chordata, Actinopteri, Cyprinodontiformes, Poeciliidae. The record is from RefSeq and is a predicted model, not a curated record. Gene Ontology annotation, molecular function: GTPase activity; GTP binding. The coding region runs from base 425 to 856 and encodes 143 amino acids.
ACGGUCUUGACUUGCUACCUCCAUGCAGAAAAACGCAAAAUGACCAGCAAAGAAGUGUGUUUACUUCUUGGGGCAACUGGUGUCGGAAAGACUUUAUUACUGAAACGCCUACAAAAUAUCCUUUAUGCUCGUUUGAACGUUUAAAGUCAGGCAGGAUUUACAACAAGCUAAUAGCUAAUGUAGCUAUUGCAAUUAGCCUGUUGUAAAAUGGGUUUUAAACGGCUGUUGACUGACAGACCUUGUUAAUUUAUUGAAUAUGUUUUAUAGCUCGAGCAAUAACUCUGAACAUAAUACCUGGACAUUUCUAACAUGAAAAAUAGUUGUCUUUACAGGACAGGUAAAUUUAAACCACAGCAGUUGCUCCUUUUUGGUUGUGUUUUCCUUACAGGUUUAUGAACUGAUCAGUUUACAUGGUUCAUGCGAAAUGGGUUCGCCUCCAUCGACUCUUCCGACAGUAGGAACCAACCUUACAGACCUGACCUUGAAAAAGAAGAAGGUGACAGUGAGGGAACUUGGAGGCUGCAUGGGGCCUAUAUGGCCCAGUUACUUCCAGGACUGCUUCUCUGUUAUUUUCAUGGUGGAUUCAGCCAACAUUGUCCAGAUAUCCUCCUCCUGUAUCCAGUUGCUGUCUGUGCUCUCUGCUGAGCCUCUGCACAGUGCCUCAGUGCUUAUUCUCUUCAACAAGAGGGACAUGCCUUGUAUUAUGAGCCUCACAGAGAUAAAGUCACUUUUCAGAAUGGAUGACAUCAUUGCAUCGGCUCCUCAGCCUAUCACAACACUGGAGGCUAGUGCCCGCUCUGGACAGGGUUUGCAAGAGGUGCUGGGCUGGCUGGAGUCUAUCAUAGUCGUCAAGUGAUGUGUGUUUGAGAUUUUACUGAGACGUUCCUCUAAGAACUCGGAGAAGCCGUCUAAAGACUUUACAUCAAGGUUCUCAGUCUACAGCAUCAACUCUGAUUUCAGGCGAUUUGAUGCCACAUUUAAAAAGAAAAAAAAAGACAAAGAAAAUGGGCUGCAAACCUUGUAAGAAGUGAAAUUUAAGAGGGAAAUCUGUCCUAUUAUUUGCUGGAAAUGGACAUGAUUGAAUGAAAUAAUCAUUGUGAUGUUUGUUUAGUAAUAUCAUUUAGGUUACAUCUGCCAAUUUUCUUUCAUACAAGUCGCUCCAACUAAUUCAUUCUUGCCUGAUGAGCAGUAAUAGAACCACAUGCUAAGGCUAAAUAUAAUGAAUCAAAAUAUGAUUUGAGUUUGACUUAAAAACAAUGGCUCUAGAGGUUCGAAUUACAAAUUAUUAAACACUUGUUCAAAUACAUAUUGCAUAAAAUUAAUGUUAUCACAUUUUGCAUAUAAUUAGAAUAUUGUUAUUAUAAACAUUCCAACUAAUGAGCGAGGAAACCAUUAUGCAGAGAAAGACACAAAAAGAAGUAUAAAUGUUUGCAGAAACAGUCAGAAGUAGGUCACAGUUGCUCUGAGAUGAUGUGCUGUGUAGAGGAAAGCAAAGUACAACUUUUCAUGCCUAUUUAUAGGCCAGAAAAUGAAGGCCACUAUAAAAAAAAUACAGAGCUAGAUAAAGAUACGCCUAUGGAUGAAAUUAAUGAUUUUUUUUAGGUGUUGAUAUAAGUGCAGAGGAAGAUUCAUCACUAAAAUUAGUUUCUGGCAUAAAUCUAAGUUCUUUCAGCAGAACAAUGACUUGAAUUGCACAUAAAGCACAAAAAAAGGGAUCAUUGAGGGGAGAAAGUGGGCUGGUUUAAAACUUGGCCUUGGAUUAUUCCUCUGUUAAACGUAGCAAAGAGCUAGUGCAAACCCAAAAUAAAAUGACAAAUAAAACAAACUGCUCAUGGUCAGGAUUUGGUCAGUGAGCCUUUUCCUUAAAUUAAGUUUUCCUACUUUUCAGUAGGAAUUUCCAUUUGUUAUGUUCACUCAUGGUGAAGUGCCAGUGUCUGCUGCACAGCUGCUGAAUCAGCUAUCCAGUCCAUAUAUUACAUUUCUGUAAUUCUAUAUUUAAAGUUAUUUUUCUAUAGGUUUUCUUUAGCUAUAAGUAAACUGUGGAAAUUAUUAAUGAAUGUAACAAAUCUAUAUAAGCUUCUUUUAUAUUCCAAUUUAUAAAGUAUUUUUUUUUCAGUGACACUAAAAUUUAAUAAGAUGCUCUCAUUUAUAAGGCAACUUGUUUAUAUAACGGUAUGAGUAUUGCGGUACAGCAUAAAUGUUUAUGUAUUCUUUGGCAAUAUCUAUACUUUUUUUCUCCAUUGGUAUCUGGAGCGCUCUGAUUUAAUUAAACUGAUGCUACUAA